AUGAGGUACGCGAAUUCACUUGCCUCGUGCCCUCCCUAUGCCCACAUCGCUCAGGAACGCACCCUCCUUGCCAAACUUCUUCGUGAAGAAUUCAUCCUCCGUUGCGUGGCGCCUCACGAAGUUCAGAGCGAGUUCACCUCGCACGAGUUCAACAAGGAUGGCAAACUAGUGCUACAGAACGCCAGGUACAAGACCCGCGUUCGCGCCAGUCAAACCACCCGUGUCGUCGUCAACUACACCAACAACGAGAGCUCCUUCGGUCGCGCCACCAAGACCCACGGUCGCCGCUCCGAGAUCAAGCUCAAGCACAAGAGCGGAGACCGCACCAUCUCCAGCAUCUCCGUCAUCGGCGCGCAGUCCCGCACCAACGCCGAGCGCGCGCGCGACGAGUUUGUCCUCGACGUGUGCUGCGGUCGCAAGCCCGGGCUGCAGAGCUUUGCCUUCAUCCGGCAUAUGUUCUUUCCUGUCGCGGAGGAGCUGGCGGGGGAGGUGCCGGUGUCGUUGCAGAGGAGGGAGAUUUAUGGGCUGAACUUGAGCCAGAGCGAGGUGGUAGCGGGGAUGGUGCACUCGCCGAGGCCGUGUACGGUGGUGCAUGGACCCCCGGGGACGGGGAAGACGAAGACGAUCUCGGCGGCGGUGGAGGUAUGGGCGAAGCAUGGGAAGCCGACGUGGGCGGUCGCACACUCGAACGUCGCGGUCAAGAACAUCGCGGAAGGUGUCGCGCGACGCGGUGUCGACUUCAGGCUCAUCGUCUCGCAGGACUUCUACGUCGAAUGGCACGAAGCCCUCUACGAAGCCAUCGAAAACAAGCUCAUCCGCUCGGACGAGUUCCCGGCGACUACUCGCGAGCUUAAGAUGAUGAUGGGCGACGCCUGCGUAAUACUCUCGACAGUCAGCAUGUUGUCGAACCCGAAGCUGCACCAGCUGCGAAUGUUCACCGACGUGAUGCCCGUCGAGCGGCUGGUCAUCGACGAGGCGUCGCAGAUCAAUGUGUUCGAGUUUAUGGUAAGUUUAUCCGCACCCCUGUGCGCGAAGUUCAGCAGACUGACAAAGAUAUGCUUCUUUGGGGAUCCUAAGCAGCGUAGGUAUCCUCUCAAAACGCGCACUUAUCCUGUACUGACCCUCCUUGCAGUCCCUCCGUACGGCAAGGACGACGCCACCACAAUCCAAUGCAUCUUCGACCUGUCGCAUCUGAACAGGUAUUCCCAUUUCUUGGACACUCAAUAUCGCAUGCCCAACCCAUUGGGCAACUUUAUCUCGCGCUUCGUCUAUGGCGGUCGACUGAAAUCGGAACACCGCAUCGACGACUACUCGUGCAUCACCUUCGUCGACGCGCGCAAGCACGGCGGGGAGGAGAAUCAGGGGCGCAGCAAGAUCGUGAGUUCUGAGGUGCUGCCGUGUACAGAUCGCUGA
This is a messenger RNA of Schizophyllum commune H4-8, 1413 nucleotides long. RefSeq lists its product as uncharacterized. Lineage: Eukaryota; Fungi; Basidiomycota; Agaricomycetes; Agaricales; Schizophyllaceae. The transcript is spliced from 6 exons. The record is from RefSeq and is a predicted model, not a curated record. Bases 1 to 1413 code for a protein of 470 amino acids.